AGUCCCUGCGUGCGCCGGGUGCGGGCAGGUUCUGAGCGGGGUCAGGUAGGACUGGAGAAGCCGGUGAAGCUGAGAGAGGAGCAGGCAUGUCUGGGAAAGUGAAGGUCCGAGCUGCGGCCAAUGCAGAGGCCAUGUCCGGGGCCGUGUCCGUCAACGAGCGGAUCCUGCGGGACUGCCACGCGCUGUAUACCGACCCCGAGAGCGGUCUCAUCGCUCUCGCAUCCCACCUGGGCCUCUCUUUUCUCCCUCCUCGCAAGAAGAUUACGGUGAUGUUAAUGGGGAAUCACUCGGCCGGGAAGAGCAGCUUCAUUAACUGGUAUAUAGAGGAACACAUUCAGCGGACGGGAGUGGCGAUAGAGACGCAGGGAUUCACUUUUAUAACCAGCGGCCGCAAGAGGGAGUCUCUGACCGGUGAUGCGACGUUACAUCUCUAUCCUCACUUCAAGCCCCUGCAGUCUUUUCAAGGGGUGUCGGAGUAUCUCUGCACGGAGAUCUCCACGUCGCGCCAGAAGAAGUUCAGCCUGGUGACAUUCGUUGAUACCCCGGGGCUGGUGGACGGUGACAUGAAAUACCCGUUUGACGUGAACAGAGCCCUCUUGUGGCUAGGGGAGCUCUGUGACCUGGUGCUGGUUUUCUUUGAUCCGAUGGGCCAGGCUCUCUGUAAACGAACUCUGGACAUCGUGGAGAAAAUUAACGAGAAGCACGGCGACAAACUGCGUUUCUACCUGACCAAAGCGGACGAUGCCGGGGGGGAGAGCGACCGGCAGAGGGUGCUGAUGCAGAUCGUUCAGGAGCUCUGCAAGAGACCCGGCCUCAACAAGUGCGGCUUUGACAUGCCGACCAUCUACAUCCCCAACCCCAACAAGCCGAGUCGCUGCGUCAACCAAAUCGAGGAGGUUUGUAAAACCGUCGAGAAAACAAUCACCCAGACGGUGCAGAACACGCUGAACGCGCUCGGCAAAGACUGCCAGAAACUGACGGAGAGCAUCGAGGCGGCCCUGCGCCAGGAUGACGAGACCGUCCGCAGUAACAGACAGGCCCGUGCCCGAGGCUGUCUCUUUGGGCUCGGAGGUCUCCUGCUCCCCGUCUUCCUCUUGGUCUCCGCUUUGUUUGGGUUUAUCCCACCCGAGUUCUGGAACGCGCUUCUGGGGAAGGACGGGGCCGAGACCCUGGAGCUCUACCUGGCGCCCCUCCACACGAUAUGGUCGCUGUUCCCCGAGGAUUACGUCGGAUACGUCUUCCUGUUCCUGGGAACUUUAGCUCUGCUGCUUCUUUUCCUGGCGCAGCGAUGUUUCAGGACUCAACCCACGCUCAACAAGAAGCAGCGCCGCUACCUGCAGGACCGCCGCACCCACGUCAUCGAGGUGGUGGAGCAGAAAAAGAAACUUCUGUAUGAAGAGUACCUGAAGCAGAGCGUGGCUGAGCAUGACAUGAGUUGACUCCCCAACCCCUAGGAUUCUUGAAGUGAACCUCUAUGGAACAGAAGGAGCCCACAAAGGGCCCAGUAACCAGACUUUAUUUUAACCCCUGCCGAUGCUCCAGUGACACUGACACACAGUGUUGCCUCACAGGUUUUGAGGGCUGUUACAGUUCUGCUCUACUUCUGCCCCCUUUUGCCACAU
Spea bombifrons (plains spadefoot toad) is the source of this 1622-nucleotide messenger RNA. RefSeq lists its product as uncharacterized. NCBI's taxonomy places the organism in Eukaryota, Metazoa, Chordata, Amphibia, Anura, Pelobatidae. The transcript is spliced from 12 exons. The record is from RefSeq and is a predicted model, not a curated record. Gene Ontology annotation, molecular function: GTPase activity. Bases 87 to 1439 code for a protein of 450 amino acids.